AAAAUCUUCACUGCACUUCUCCUAACCAAUGUGAAUCUAACAAGACCCCAAACAACAAAAUCCAUUCUCCAGUUUUGGUAAUCUAGCAUGCUAAAUAAAAAUCUAGCAUAAAAUAACUAUUUUUUUAACUGUGAAAAAAUAAAUAAUUUUUUUGAAAAUGUUUAAUCUCAUUUUUUGUAUUUACUUGAUAAUCCCUUUUUAAUGAGCUAUCGAUCAACUUUUUAGCUAUAAUAGUUUUGGAGAAAAGUUAAAAAAAUAGAAAUUUUGGGACUGUUCAUGCCGACGUUUUUGUAGAUACAAAUCGUUAUACCGCUUAGGUGUGAUAUCGGAUCUUUCUUAUUAAUAUUUUAUGUUAAAGCUAGCUUAAUUAUCCUCCUACUCAUUAAAACUGAGUUACAUUUUUAUCAUUUUCCUAUUUAACAAAAAUUCUUAAAGUUUUAAAAAUUCAGACUUUUUUCAUUUCAAUUACCAUACUUACUUGAUUAAAAAUCAAAGUAAAAAAAAAAACAUUUAAAUGUACAGUUACAUGGUGAUUCAAUUAAGAACUUUGGAAGAUGACAAUUUAGAUUUUAAAAUUUCUGAUAAAGAAUUGCAAAUAACAGUAUUAAAUAUGAUUAAAUCAUUACAUGGAGAUUUUGGAGCUGGAGCUAUUAAAACAUGUUUUAAAGUUCGUUAUUGUAAUCCAACAACAAAAAUUCUCAUUUUUAAAACCAGACAUGGUCCUCAUCAAUUUCUCUCUUCUGUUAUACCAUUUAUUAACAAACUCCAGGAAAAACAAAUUCAAUUAUCAACACUUUAUACUGGUGCAUCCAUGUUUCAAUGUUAUAAAUUUAUUCAGAACUAUCAAAAAGAUCUUGUAAGAAAAAUGACUGAUAUAAUAAGUGAGAAAACCAAAGAAAAAAUGUUAAAUAUCACUAAUGUAGCAAAUUUCUAAUUUUAAAAAGUUUGUUUGAAUUUUUAUUUAAAACCCUAUUUUUUUAUGUACUAGGGAGUACAGAUGAUAAAUAAUAAAUAUUUACUCUUAUACUUUAAA
Messenger RNA from Rhopalosiphum padi (bird cherry-oat aphid), 1033 nucleotides. It is a transcript of the gene Pop5, whose product is annotated as ribonuclease P/MRP protein subunit POP5. Lineage: Eukaryota; Metazoa; Arthropoda; Insecta; Hemiptera; Aphididae. The transcript is spliced from 4 exons. Bases 515 to 934 code for a protein of 139 amino acids. Gene Ontology annotation, biological process: tRNA 5'-leader removal. The record is from RefSeq and is a predicted model, not a curated record. Gene Ontology annotation, cellular component: ribonuclease P complex. Gene Ontology annotation, molecular function: ribonuclease P RNA binding.